GUUAAGGGAGAAGAGCAGCAGCGAGGAGAAGCAUUCUUCAACUGUGACGUUGCGUGCAGUUCACGCUCCGGCGAUACCACCCUAUGAAAAAGAACAUGUUGCCUAAAAGUGUUGUUGAUAAGCUCCAAGAAAAUGUGAGCAAGCCUUGCUUCUGGAAGUCUCUGUCUCCAGGACAAAAUUGGAAAUCUAAAUCCAUGAGGAUUAUUCCGGAAAAGAUUGUGGGAAGUACACCCGGGGCUUUCGAGCACAGAGUUGUGUUUAGUGUUCGUUGGGAAAAUUCCUGGCAACUCUGGCUUGAACGAGACAAGGACGAUCUGUUUAUGCAAGAAGAAGACUGGAAUGAGUUUGUGGAUGACAACCAUUUAGGUCCAAAUGAUACUUUGUUCUUUAGACACGAUGACACGAUGGAUUUUGAAGUGCAAAUCUUUAAGAAUAAUGGGUAUGAGAUCAUGGACGUACCUCUUGAAGUUGAACUCGAAACUGAACCACUUCAUCAUAAGCCCCAGAAUUCUCACAAGGAGACAGUCACUGUCUCUGCCUCUGGCUCUGAAAAUGGAGGAACAAAUGGCCGAGUAAGACAUCGUCGUGAUGUCAUGAAUCCUAUGCGAUACCUCUUGAAUCCCGAAAACCCUCACUUUGUGAAAGUAGUGACAAAAAGGAACGACGUUCUGUACAUGAGCCGACCGGUGAUUCAUCGUUAUCGCUUGAAGUUUGGUCCCCUUCAUUCCACUAUUGACUUCCUCCUUCCCGGGGGACAAAAAGAGGAAGGCAUUCUUCGGUUCUAUAACGGCCAGCCUUGCUUCAGCGGGUGGUCUGUUGUAUGUCGGAAGUAUAAGCUGAACGUCGGAGACUAUGUGGUUUGCGAAAUUGAACGGUCAGGUAGUCUGGUUACAGGUGUUAGAGUGCAUUUCGUCAAUGAAGACUAGGACUAGUCCUCCUCUCUAGUAACAAGAUUUAACAGCUCUCAACUGUUGUAGUGCUAAAUGAGACACUUGUGUUGAAACAAACUUGUAUUGCAAUUUGGAUAUUACUCACUGUGCUGCUAAGUUUCUUCUACUAAUGUAUUUGAGAAGUCACUCGUCACACCGA
Capsella rubella is the source of this 1089-nucleotide messenger RNA. RefSeq names its product B3 domain-containing protein At5g25475. NCBI's taxonomy places the organism in Eukaryota, Viridiplantae, Streptophyta, Magnoliopsida, Brassicales, Brassicaceae. Bases 84 to 926 code for a protein of 280 amino acids. Gene Ontology annotation, molecular function: DNA binding. The record is from RefSeq and is a predicted model, not a curated record. The transcript has 5 exons.